This is a messenger RNA of Neoarthrinium moseri, 888 nucleotides long. RefSeq lists its product as uncharacterized. NCBI's taxonomy places the organism in Eukaryota, Fungi, Ascomycota, Sordariomycetes, Amphisphaeriales, Apiosporaceae. Gene Ontology annotation, biological process: protein histidyl modification to diphthamide. The record is from RefSeq and is a predicted model, not a curated record. Gene Ontology annotation, molecular function: metal ion binding. The coding region runs from base 1 to 888 and encodes 295 amino acids. The transcript has a single exon.
AUGGCGCCUCCCAAGAAGGAUCAGAAGAGUAAGGAGCCAACGCUCUUCGAGAUCCUGGCCAUCACGCCCACGUCGCUGGACGGCCAGGACAGCGCCACCCAGAUCAAGACGGUGAAGCAGGCCUACCGCCGCGCCCUGCUCAAGCACCACCCGGACAAGAACCAGCAGGCCAAGGCCGCCGGCGCCCCGGCCGACCCCCAGGACGCCGCCUCCAAGGAGAACGGCAGCAGCGGCAACCGGAGCGAGGAGACCUUCACCGUCGACCAGAUCACGCACGCCUACACGGUGCUGAGCGACGGCCGCCGCCGCCGCGAGUACACGCGGCUGCUGCAGACGCAGUUCGGCGCGGCCACUUAUUCAUCCUCGUCGUCAUCGUCGACGUCGGCGCCUUCCCAGAGCGGCAGGAACGCCAACGCCAACGGCAACGGCAAUGGCGGCGGCUUGUACACGUUCAACGUGCACACGUCGACGGCGGCCAAGGCCGGGGGCUCGGGCACCGAGACGGUCGACCUGGACGACAUGCGGUGGGACGGGCGCGCGCAGGUGUACCACCGGACGUGCGGGCGGUGCGGCACCAAGCGCGGCUACUGCUUCCGCGAGCUGGACCUGGAGGAGGUCGGCGAGGAGGGCGAGCUGAUGGUGCAGUGCAUCGGGUGCUCGCUGUGGCUGCGGGUGCUGUUCGCCGAGGCCGAGGACUCGGACGAGGAGGCGGAGGGAGCCGGAGCCGGCACGGUGCAGAAGCAGAACGGCGCCGACGGCGCCGACCUGAAGCAGGUCCGCAGCGGCAGCGCCGCCGGCAAGAACGGCGCCUGGACCUGGAAGCUCAACUUUGGCAUCUCCAUCGGCGGCGGGGCCAGCGCGAGCGUCAAGUCCGGGCGGGAUUCGUAG